CUUCAUAUCCCAAGGCUUCAAGAAACACAGUACAAGUAAAAAAACAGGGAAAGCCGGAAAAGACAAGAGGGGUUAGUGAUGGCUGAUAUUGCUAUGUUGGUUGCAGAGGAGUAUGAGAGGAGGGUCAAGAACUCAAGUAAGGCAAGUGGUGCUGCUGAAAGAGUAGUAAGAGGAGGAGGAGGAGACUUGGAGAUAAGUUUUUCUGCUUCUAAUUUUGGUCAAAAGAUGAAGAAAUUGAGUGGCCAAGUCAACAAGAUGGAGCUUCUCAGUUGGAGUUUGGAGCCUAAAACCCAGAUUGGCCUUGCAGCCUCUAACGGGUUCUUCUCUGCUUGAAUAUUUCUCUGAUGGAAUAUGUGCUCUAUAAGAGAAACUGUAGAUGCUACUACUCACUAUUCACUACUGUUUUGUGCAUAUUACAUAAUUUUUCGUCAUAGUUGGAUGAAUCUAUAUUUCGGUGCUAUCCCCAACCAAAAAUAAAUAAAUUUGUUGUUCUUACUAA
Messenger RNA from Tripterygium wilfordii, 499 nucleotides. RefSeq lists its product as uncharacterized. The transcript has a single exon. The record is from RefSeq and is a predicted model, not a curated record. The coding region runs from base 79 to 333 and encodes 84 amino acids. NCBI's taxonomy places the organism in Eukaryota, Viridiplantae, Streptophyta, Magnoliopsida, Celastrales, Celastraceae.